This is a messenger RNA of Fusarium vanettenii 77-13-4, 748 nucleotides long. RefSeq lists its product as uncharacterized. The transcript is spliced from 3 exons. Gene Ontology annotation, cellular component: mitochondrial inner membrane. NCBI's taxonomy places the organism in Eukaryota, Fungi, Ascomycota, Sordariomycetes, Hypocreales, Nectriaceae. The record is from RefSeq and is a predicted model, not a curated record. Gene Ontology annotation, biological process: pyruvate import into mitochondria. Bases 61 to 477 code for a protein of 138 amino acids.
CGAAAAAACCGCCCCUUCACCUCAACCACCUCCCGCGAGACCGACCCCAGAUUAUUCAAGAUGGCUGCAAUCAUCAAGGCUGCUAAUGCCAAGAUCCGGUCCAACCCGGUAUCUGAUUACAUCUGCUCGACCCACUUCUGGGGUCCCGUUUCCAACUUUGGCAUUCCCCUUGCCGCCAUCAUGGACACACAGAAGAGCCCUGAACUCAUCUCGGGACAGAUGACCGGUGCCCUCAUCAUCUACGCUGGUACCUUUAUGCGCUACUCUCUGGCUGUGACACCCCGAAACUACCUCCUCUUUGCCUGCCACUUUGUCAACGCCGGCGCCCAGCUCACCCAAGGAUACCGAUGGCUCAACUACCACUACUGGGGCGGAAAGGAGGACAUGGCAAAGGAGCAGCUGGUGCAUGCGGCAGAGGUGGCCAAGAACAAGGUUGAGAAGGCCGGCGAGAAGGUUCAGAGCGCCGUCAGCAAAUAAGAGGAGAAUAGACCGAAAACACCCGGUCAGGAUCGGUGUGUCGGGAACGGACGCCGUUCACUGUGGGAGCAUCCCCGGGCUUGACCUCGGGGUUCGGAGAGUGUCACACGCGGCCACGCAAUUCCAUGUACACCUACGAGAAACUUCCCCAUGCUCCUAGUCGAGAGGGCACCUAGAGGUUGGGGUACCUGCAGUGAUUGCCCAGAGAGGUGCUAGAGAAGGACAUUAUUCGCUUUCUGGGGAACAUUAGAUGAAUCAAUUUGGUUAGAAC